AGGGGGGUUCUCCACAAAGACUCAGUCAAGCUGUUGCAGUCACAUGGGCAGAGUUUUUUUCAAUAAACCAAUGAAAAGAGUUUUACAGCACAGCCUCGAGUCCUUGUUUUGGAUGCCAGUGGCAGCAACAUGAGUGAAUCUGCACAAGACAUAGUGCAGACGGCAGUGAGCCUCCACCUGAACGGCACCGCAGCUUUGGAACAGCAAGACGAGAACAUGGACUCCGACCUGUUUGAUAUCAAAGUGUUUAACGUUGUGAUGAUUACUUUGGCCUUUUGUAUACUUGCCAUCACUGGCUUGUACUGCAUUGCCGUCUGCCACAACCGUUCCAGACAGUCAAAAAGAGCACAAUUAUACGAGAGCGCAGUGACCCGAGGCGAGCCGCAGAACCCCGUGGCAGUCAAAGCAGUGAAGAGAUCAACGAGUUUCAUCAACCCUCUCACCUUCUUCAGGAAACCAGAGGCACCAAAGGACAACUCCAGGAUCUAUUACAUCUACAGUAACCCGCUGCCCGUAGGAGGGAAGGACGAAGAUGAGGAGGGGGCCAGUAAACCCAGUGGGGUACCAGAGGCGCAACAGGUGCUGUCAUUGUCUCACUCGUUUCAAGAGUUCGCCAGUGAUCCCAAAAGUGGCGUCGUCCUGGACCCUCCCAUAUUUUACAUGCAGCUUUAGAGGGUGGGAAACAGUUCUAACAAGAUUAGCUAGAGGCACCUGACUCAGUCUGAAAGGUUUGAAGUUUGACACCUCCAACUAUGUACAAACUACAUCAGGGCACUACAUCAGUUGUACGACCUAGAUUCAGUCGUCUGAGAUACACUCCUCAGGACUACUACUACUGU
Molecule: messenger RNA, 839 nt
Organism: Oreochromis aureus
Lineage: Eukaryota; Metazoa; Chordata; Actinopteri; Cichliformes; Cichlidae
Exons: 3
Coding region: 130-672 (180 amino acids)
Source: RefSeq, a predicted model, not a curated record